GGGGAGGGAUGUAGGCCGUGUCCCGGCCUGUUGGGGUCCGGUCGGGCGGGGAUGGGGCGGCCCGCCUGGCUGCGGAGGCCUUUCCUGGGGCCGGGGGCGUCCUAACGCAGGGCCAAGGCUGGUCCUUGUCCCCGCGCCGCCGUAACCAGCCGGACUGUGGAGGGAGGCGUUCGGGACGCCCUCCAGGGGAUCCCCGGCCCCGCUUCUGUCCCGAGGAGCGGUUUGUUCUUCCUCAUCUCAGCACCACCCUCAGUCCAUACCCCCCGGUGCGAUCGCCGUGCUCGGCCGGCGCCGCAACCCGGUCGGCUGCACUGCAGAGCUGCCCAAUGGCGUGAUGAAUCCGUGCUGCCGUCGCUUUGUGUUUCAAAGAUAAGAAUCCACGCUUAUCGGACCUGAACCAAUGAAAGAAGCUUAUGGCACUUACGAAGAUAAAUGUCACUGCUCCCUUUUUAACUGGAGCAUCUGCUUAGGACCUGUAUAUGACAUUUCACCUGUGAUCUGUUCUUUCAGGAGCCACUGACUUUGAGUUGCAGGAAGGUCUCUGAAGAUUUAUAUCAAAUGACGUCAAUGGCCAGCUUGUUUUCUUUUACUAGUCCAGCAGUAAAACGAUUGUUGGGCUGGAAGCAAGGGGAUGAAGAGGAGAAAUGGGCAGAAAAGGCAGUCGAUGCUUUGGUGAAAAAGCUAAAGAAGAAAAAGGGUGCCAUGGAGGAACUGGAGAAAGCUUUGAGCAGUCCGGGACAGCCGAGCAAGUGUGUCACUAUUCCCAGAUCUUUAGAUGGACGCCUGCAGGUUUCUCACAGAAAAGGCUUACCCCACGUUAUAUAUUGUCGCGUUUGGCGCUGGCCUGAUUUGCAGAGUCACCAUGAGCUAAAACCAUUGGAUAUUUGUGAAUUUCCUUUUGGAUCUAAGCAGAAAGAAGUUUGUAUCAACCCUUACCACUAUAAGAGAGUGGAGAGUCCAGUCUUACCUCCCGUGUUAGUGCCUCGUCAUAAUGAAUUCAAUCCACAGCACAGCCUUCUGGUUCAGUUUAGGAACCUGAGCCACAAUGAACCACACAUGCCACAAAAUGCAACUUUUCCAGAUUCUUUCCACCAGCCCAACAACACUCCUUUCCCCUUAUCUCCAAAUAGCCCCUAUCCCCCGUCCCCUGCUAGCAGCACGUACCCCAACUCCCCAGCAAGUUCUGGACCAGGAAGUCCAUUUCAGCUCCCAGCUGAUACUCCUCCUCCUGCCUAUAUGCCACCAGAUGAUCAGAUGGGUCAAGACAAUUCUCAGCCCAUGGAUACAAGCAAUAAUAUGAUUCCUCAGAUUAUGCCCAGUAUAUCCAGCAGAGAUGUUCAGCCUGUUGCCUAUGAAGAGCCCAAACAUUGGUGUUCAAUUGUUUACUAUGAAUUAAACAAUCGUGUUGGGGAAGCUUUUCAUGCAUCUUCUACUAGUGUGUUAGUAGAUGGAUUUACAGACCCUUCAAAUAACAAAAGUAGAUUCUGCUUGGGGUUGUUGUCAAACGUUAAUCGUAAUUCGACAAUUGAAAACACUAGGCGACAUAUUGGAAAAGGUGUUCACCUGUACUAUGUUGGCGGAGAGGUGUAUGCAGAGUGUCUCAGUGACAGCAGCAUAUUUGUACAGAGCAGGAACUGCAACUUUCAUCACGGCUUUCAUCCUACCACUGUCUGUAAGAUUCCCAGCAGCUGCAGCCUCAAGAUUUUUAAUAAUCAAGAGUUUGCGCAGCUUCUGGCUCAGUCUGUUAACCAUGGGUUUGAGGCGGUAUAUGAGCUCACCAAAAUGUGUACCAUUCGAAUGAGUUUUGUCAAGGGCUGGGGAGCGGAAUAUCACCGGCAGGAUGUUACCAGCACGCCGUGUUGGAUUGAGAUUCAUCUUCACGGGCCUCUUCAGUGGCUGGAUAAAGUCCUCACUCAGAUGGGCUCCCCUCUGAACCCCAUAUCUUCUGUUUCAUAGUUCAGAAAUAUUCUUUUCAACUAGAUUAUUAGUGGACUUGUUUUAAUUUUAGGGAAACUUUCAGUACAGAUACUGUGAGCUUACAUGGAAAACAGCUUAUUUUUUUCUACAUAAUUGUGACCAAUACAUUUGUAUUUUGUGAUGAAUCUACAUUUGUUUGUAUUAAUGUUCAUGUGAUUAACUCUCAAAAGUUAAUCUCAAAAGUGUUGUGAAAGAUGCAGAGUAAUUAUGCUCCAGUUCAGAAGUUUGGCAUUAACCUUAAACUGGAACAUACUUUUGCCUUAUUGUCUCAACGAUUUUUUUUUUACGUUAAAUUUUUUUUGAAAGAGUAAUGCAUCACAUGAUGAAAAAUUGUAAUAGUAUAAGAGGGUAUACAGUGAAAAGUCUUCCCUUUGACUUUUGAUCCGCCAGAAGCUGUACUUUUAUCAGUUUCUUUGUCCUACCAACUUUAAAAAAAGUAUAAUUCAUUGUUCUGUCAAAGCAUGUAGUAGGGGCUUAAAAGAAACUAUAAAAAAAACACUUCUAUUUGAAGGAACACUAUGCACUGCUCUAACAAGUAGUGUUCAGUAAAAACAAAGCGAUAGUUUUCUAGAUGUCAUAAAAUUUACAUUUACUACAGCUAAGUGUGUGUCAUUGUAUUGUGACUUCACUCAAUAUAUCUUUUGUAAAACAUUUCCUUUUUUAAAAAAAAAUAUUGCCAACAAUGGAUCUCUAGUAUAUGUCAUUUACUCAGAAUCUGUCAUAAGUACUACUUUAUAGCUAGUGACAGUGCAUGCACGGCCAUGUUCAGCCACGUUUGCUGCUUUUGGCCAGUGUUGCGAGAACUCUAAUUUUGACAUGCAUUAAUCUUUUAUUUUGCACUUUGAUGGGUGACAGUUUUUAAUGUAACCUUUUGUGAAACACACUCAAGUGACUUCGACUUAAAUGCUCAUUCUUACUUCUUUGGUACCCCUUUUGUAUUAACAAACACUGCAAUUUAUAGAUUACAGUUGUAGGAAGUUACGCUUUUUUCUAGCUUUUGUUGUAUUUUCAGUGUAGUUUAUAAGACUGUUAUUCUCUAGCUCCAACUUAAGGUGCCUUUUUAAUUCCAGUUUUAUGGAUGUUAUUCAUGUUGGAAAACUGUGCACUUCAUCCCAGUGCUCUUAUUUGCCUCAGUCUCUCCACGCAAGGCCCUGUGUACCGUAGCCAUAAGGGCCUCCUCAGCCUGGCCCCAAGGAUGAGGCCACUGGUCUGUUACUUAAAAGAAUCAGCCGUGGUUGCUGAGAUAGCUGAUCUUAAAACAUUCACAUAGCAGAGAAUGCCACCUGUUCUCUCAGUUACCAUUGCUCUGUCUUCUUCCAUCUUUAAGCACCUCUGUGAAUGCUGGUCUCCCAGAAUACAGCCCUCAGAGAGAAAAGACGUGCAAACUCUAAAAUAUCGAUUUAAACCAAUCAUGCUUAAAAGCUUUGGGUAGAGGGCUCAAUCCUUUUUCUAGGGGGCAGUCAGAUGGACUCUUAGUUAUGGCAUGAGAACAAAGACAUUAUUUUCAAAAAAAUGAUCUGAUUUACUUAUCUGAAGAAUCUUCUGGUGCCUUUUGUAAGUAUAUGGAGCCAUGUUAGUCUUCUGUUUAAAAUGUUAGUUUGGUUUGACUUUCUACCUUGCCCUUUCUGCUUUUAUGAGGAAGAAAAUGCAUAUUUUGAUAAAAGGAGAAUGCGAUUCCUUUUGUUUUCUGUGACAUUAUUUAUUGCUUUUACAAAGUGCAGCCAAUGGAUGGUUUGAGUUCUUUCAGAUGAAGUGCCGUGAGUGUUUCAGCACACAGCCCUUUGCUGGGUAAAAGAAUACUUUCUGACAGUCACCUGAGCCUUACACAUGUUGUACUUGAUAUGCAUUCUCAAUCUUCCAGAGCUGUAUCAGCCACGUGAAAGAGGACGUUAUUUGCUUAGUGAUAGAACAGUUUUUAUUUACAUCUUUCUUUUACUCACCGGGCUCAUGGCACAAUCUUUGGAAUGAAUUUGUGGGAAAAAAACUACCCAGCUUGAAUGACAGAUACAUGUAAUCAACUUCAGUGGGCUUGAACUGGUGGAAACUAUUGAAUUGUUUUAUUGAUGCUCUCAAUUGAUUUAAUUAAAAUUUAUUUUUAUUCAUGUCACUUAUAACUUUAAUGUUAUAAGCAAGAUUUUAAGUGAUUGGCCUUUUCUGUGUUUUCUCUGUGGAAUUGAGUCUCACGAGUGAUGGUGCUGAAGCUGUUAACUGUUAAGCGUUUCAUGAAGUAUAAGCCUGUUGCAUUUCCUAAAAGUUGUAAACGCCACACCCUUGGGUUCUAAAUGAAAACAAUUUAGCUGCUUCUAUGAUUUCUGAGGAUGCCCAAAAUCUAUGGAUGGAAAAUAAAAAUUGCCAGUAAGA
Molecule: messenger RNA, 4338 nt
Organism: Hipposideros armiger (great roundleaf bat)
Lineage: Eukaryota; Metazoa; Chordata; Mammalia; Chiroptera; Hipposideridae
Gene: SMAD5
Product: SMAD family member 5
Exons: 7
Coding region: 559-1956 (465 amino acids)
Biological process (GO): anatomical structure morphogenesis; cell differentiation; BMP signaling pathway
Cellular component (GO): heteromeric SMAD protein complex
Molecular function (GO): DNA-binding transcription factor activity, RNA polymerase II-specific; RNA polymerase II cis-regulatory region sequence-specific DNA binding; I-SMAD binding
Source: RefSeq, a predicted model, not a curated record